GGACAAACAUUAUCUUAUAUACGAUUAAUAGUACUAUAUCACAUGCGUUUCUUUAAAGAGUUAGAUUGCUAUUCAUUGUCUCCAAAGAACAAAGCCACCUGGUUCCAUACUUUUUGUCUGCGACUAAGUUCACUUUAACUAGCAAAUCAGUAUCAUUAGUGACUAAUUACUUUUCUAAGUUUAACACUAAUAAAAUUUAAGGGUUAAUUUCAAAUUAUCUACCUAAAUGUCACUCAUGAAAAUUGAAAGGGAAAUAUUUAUUAAAUAUUAAAAUUAAGGUGAGAAUUGCGUGAGAACUCUCCUUUCUCUAACGUAGGUACUUACGACACCGUUAAAAAAGUAGGUAAUUACGACAAAAACAGACGCAAACAAAAAGAGAAGAAAGUAAAUCUGGAAGUAUUAUUCAGUAUAUUAAGUUUCAGAAAAGAAGUAUUUAGUAUAUUAGAAAAUGAAUCAUAUUUUUUUUAAAAGAAAUCUUAUAACAUAAAGUAGACCUUCACUCUCUUUUCCUCCCUCCACGUCAGAAAAUAGAGUCUCCUGCGCUCGCCACGUGUCAUGUCCCUUGAUCCGCUGCGUUUAAUUAACCUAUGUAUUACAUUGUCUUUUAAUUUGAUCUGGGCCUUACCUUCAUUCUGAUUGGCGAGCCCAUAGUGAGUUUCUCCAAAUGUAAACAUGGCGAUGAACGUCGUUUCGUAUUAGAGUUUUCGACUACCUUUUAUCUCCACCAUUAAAUGUGAGACAGAACCAGAGUUCUUUGAGAGUUCUUCCAACUUCUUCCUAACGAUCUAUACCAGUUACAGAUUUCCUAUCUUAAAGUAAUUCUUACAUCAUCACCCACUAUCUAUGUUUAAUGCGAGCUUCUUCAGGCAAAGCGGUGGAGCUUUGAUUAUAAAAGGCAAUCUUGCUUUCCGAUCCGAAGACCGGACGAUGCUCAUUCACCGUUCUAGCCUGAUUGCUCCGCUUCUGGGAGGUCAAGAACGUCCGACGCGACGGCGAACUCAUGGGAGUCGCUACGUUGCUCCUUGAUUCCCAGGAUCACCCGUCGUGUUGAAUCUUUAUCAACAAGAUUUUCUGACCAUUUUAUGUUUAGUCGACCAUGAUGCCGGCGACGGUGAAGGUGAACCGGCUUGAAACUCACAGGCCUAAUCUGAAGACGGGUUAACUAUAUUCCCCAAGCCGGUUUUGAUGUGACCCGAUGUAAUCUGAAUUACCAACUGUCGAACUCCUCAAUGAUGAUUCGUUUCGGUGAGUCAACCUCUUUUGAUGAGAUAACUCGAACCAGCUAUUCCGAUAGGUGUGGAAUCUUUUCGGUUCCGUUGUCACAGCGAGCUGCUUGGUCUUGCCAACACAAACACUCAGCUUCCAGACAUCGUCGGUGAGAUAACUGCCGUGAAGAGCACUGUCACCGAUCCUCCGCAGAACAAUAACCGUCUGAUGGCAACCAUAAAAAUGGAUAAGUUACUAAUUCUUCCAUAUUUAUCCAUUUAGAUUUUAAUUUGUCUACUUUAAAAACUAUUACAUUUUGAUCAGUUUUUUUAUGUACAUGUUAUCAGUGAUGUUUCGGUGACAAUGAGUCUGUUCGACUCACAGGCUGUCAAGCUCCACAAACAACUUGAAUCGGUGGGAGGUGAUCCAAGGGUUCUGGUUGCAGCCAGUAUCAACCCCAAAAUUGUGGGAGGUCGUCUGUUUCUGAAUGCUGCUUCAGGCACACACAUAUAUUUUGACAAGGAAACCACCGCAGGGGAGACUUAUUUCUACAGGCUGGUUGCCCAAGACACUGGGCUUCCAUCAGCAGCUCCAUUGCUAAAGAGCUACGCCAAAGUGGAAUCUCUGCGCAUAGCUGAGCUCAAUGAAUUUGUCAUAUCUGCUUCUUCUCAGGAGAUUGAUUUCAUCUGCACCGGGAAGGUCACUGGUAUCAAGCUGGACAAGGGAUUGUGCUACGUUUCUUGCUCCAACUGCACCAAAAGCUCCAACGCACUGUCUCAGCUUUCACCUGUCUGCAUUGUACUAAUACUAAUGCUAUAUCGGGUGGAGAUGUCCAUUGUUGUUUGUUUUAAUGGGGUUAUGACAAAACUGCAUAAUAUGAGAGCCUAUGAAACUAGCCAUCUUUUGGCUGGUAAUGGUGUGAACCCGGAGGACACUCAGGCACCUCCAUUUGUUGCAGGCAUGGAGGGUAGGCCUACACAUUCCAGGUUAAGGUCGGUGCAUACAACUUCACUGCAAACCAUCAAACCUUUACGAUCUCCCCAUCCUUAGUGAAUGUGACUGUAUGCCGCUCUCUCAAUUUGUUGACAAUGGAGGCGAUGAUGACAAUGGAGACAACAACAGUGGUGCCAUCUCGGUUCGUUCUAAGGUGGAGACUGGUGGUAGCAGUCAGGUGCAAGGAUCCUCAGAAGUUAAGAAGAAUGCCGUAAGGCAUAGGUGGAGAUGAUUGGAUACUUGAAGUCUUGAAGUUAUGAUGCAGUAUUUUCCGCUUUCAAUAAUGCUUAUGCAUCUGUUUUUUCCCCUGUUUUGUUGACAACUUGGUCUUUAAAUAUUGGUUAGUUUAUGUUUGGUUACACACAAGCUGUAUAAAAUCUAUCACGUACUCCAGUUGUUUUGUAUUUAAGAUCCUUAUUCAUACUUGGAUAGCUCAAAGACUGCUUGAAAUGGAAUAUGAGUCUAUUAAUAUUA
This is a messenger RNA of Brassica napus (rape), 2673 nucleotides long. RefSeq lists its product as uncharacterized. The transcript is spliced from 9 exons. NCBI's taxonomy places the organism in Eukaryota, Viridiplantae, Streptophyta, Magnoliopsida, Brassicales, Brassicaceae. The record is from RefSeq and is a predicted model, not a curated record. Bases 1570 to 2256 code for a protein of 228 amino acids.